This is a messenger RNA of Homarus americanus (American lobster), 481 nucleotides long. RefSeq names its product salivary glue protein Sgs-4-like. The annotation marks the transcript as partial. NCBI's taxonomy places the organism in Eukaryota, Metazoa, Arthropoda, Malacostraca, Decapoda, Nephropidae. The record is from RefSeq and is a predicted model, not a curated record. The transcript has a single exon.
UGCAGCUACCACCCAGAGUGCCGCCAACUACCCAGAGUGCCAGCCUAACUCCAGGUGCAGCCACCCACAGGUAGACUACCCACAGUGCCAGCCUAACUACCCAGAGUGCCAGCCAACUACUCCACAGUGCCAGCCAAACUACCCAGAGUGCCAGCCUAAUCCAGAGUGCUGCAGGUGCCAGCCAAACUACCCAGGUGCCACCCAAACUGACCCAGAGUGCCAGCCUAAUCACCCAGAGUGCCAGCCUAACUACCCAGAGUGCCAGCCAACCACCCACAGUGCCAGCCAAACUGCCCAGGUGCCACACUACCACGCGCUAACUACCCAGAGUGCCAGCCUAACUACCCACAGUGCCAGCCAACUACCACAGUGCCAGCCUAACUACCCACAGUGCCAGCCAACACCACAGUGCCAGCCUAAUCACCCACGUGCCAGCCACCACAGGCGCUACAGCAGUAACUACUCCACAGUGCCAGCCUAA